Microplitis demolitor is the source of this 696-nucleotide messenger RNA. RefSeq names its product homeobox protein Hox-A2-like. The coding region runs from base 1 to 696 and encodes 231 amino acids. Gene Ontology annotation, cellular component: nucleus. Gene Ontology annotation, molecular function: DNA-binding transcription factor activity, RNA polymerase II-specific; RNA polymerase II cis-regulatory region sequence-specific DNA binding. The transcript is spliced from 3 exons. The record is from RefSeq and is a predicted model, not a curated record. Gene Ontology annotation, biological process: regulation of transcription by RNA polymerase II. NCBI's taxonomy places the organism in Eukaryota, Metazoa, Arthropoda, Insecta, Hymenoptera, Braconidae.
AUGUCUUGCAAUAAUCUAAAACAAGGAUGCAAAGAGUUUACCCCGUCGGUCGAGCAGUCAGUGUAUCCGUCGUCACUUGAGAGCAUAAGUGAAUACAACUAUAAUCAAUCAGUGAAUUAUGAUCAGUUAACGAUUUUCGAUGCUGACCAAAAGCAGCAAAAACAAGAUCAUCGGCAGAACAAUACAUCAUCUCUGCAGAAAGUCGAGCAAGCUAGCACGGAAGAAAAAAAUAACAAACGGAGAGCACGGACUGCAUUCACUACUCACCAACUUAGUAAGUUGGAGAAGAUUUUUUGCGAAAACAUUCACAUAUGUCGUCCAACGAAAAUCAGCACUGCAUCUCGAUUAAACCUUAGUGAAAGACAGGUGGAGGUGUGGUUUCAGAAUCGACGAAUGAAGGCAAAGCACGAUAAAUUGAAAAUUGCAGCUACCAACGGCAAGAAAAUUUUAUAUCCUUCGAAAGAAAAAUUAAAUCAGUUCGUUGCCACAGAUGCCAUAAAGGAUAGAAGAGUAAACACAUCUGGAUUAAGUGCCACCAUUCAUUAUCAUCAGUUGCUACCAAAUCAAGAUCCAAAUGUCAGAAACGACGGUAACUGUAGGACAAAUGAUACCAACUACCAAACAGCAUACACCGGGGGUAUAUACUGCAAUCAGUACAAUGCUACCACUGAAUAUCCGGCUAAUAAUAGUAACUGA